AGAUAGUCGAAGAUGUUGUGAGUGCGCCGGUGCAUCCUUGAAUAGCAGUCCAUGACCUUGGGCUUUCGCUGAGUAAGGACCAUGUGAGAGGAGCGCGGCGCGCUCCCGUCGGCCUGGCUGAGAAAAGGCGCAUCCUCCCUUUUUUCAUUGCAGUCACGUCUCCUUGCACAGAUUUGAGAUGAGGCACAAAGGGAUGUGAAUGUAUCCUGUCAAUAUUAUGUCAGCAGAUUAGUGUUAGCCAACAGGAGGAUGAAGCCUCACAUCGUAUUUUGCGUAUCCCUCCAAAUUUAACCCUUCGGGGGGGGGGUUUCUCCGCUAUUCUCCACAACCUGCGAUGCCUACAUCGGACCGAGCGACUGCACCUCGUUGAGAUCAAGAACCAGGCGCACCUUCAGAACCCUUUGAUGAUUCUUCAUCAGACCACCUUUGCGUAACGAGUGAAACCACAGAUUUUUUGGGGGGUGCUGGGUGGGGAAGGCGUGGGGAAAUCGGAUGUGUUUGCAGAAACCAUCAGAUCUGUUAGUGAAUUAGAUGAUGCUUUCCAUCCAUCAACAAUGAUGCUCUGGAUUGAGAGCGGACAAACGGCGUAGAAAGGUGGCGGACAAUGUCCAGCUCAGCUCAGCGGGUAUUGAGGCACCUGUGAUCCUGGUUCUGGAUGCGGCGCAGAGAGACACCUACCCGGGUGUCACCGUCAGCUCUGGAUGCUGCGCCGAAGGAUGGCAUACACCGACCCGUCGUCGGGCAAAGAUAUACUCGGCAGUAGAUCCCUGUGUUUCAUAUUUAUUUGCGCAUUUGGACUCGUCACGCUUUUACAACAGAUUCUUUAUGGGAAAAACUACAUCAAGAGUGCACAACAGUUUAGCCGAGUCAAAGGGGACGAGACCGGAAAUUGGACCGGCCCCGUUAAUUUCUUCGAUGACGGAUCUCUGAAGCCUGCCAGAAAUGGAAGGAAAAGAUGUUUCCGUCAGAAUAUUCAGCCAGAUUCACAGAUCUCCGUAAUAGUCACACCCUGCCUAGCUGAUAUUAAGAAGAAAAAAAAACGCUCUCAAAGGUAUCUGGAAAAUUAUGACGGCUCUUUUGAAUUCAACUCCACGGCUUGCAGGGAGCUCAGACAGGAGAUUAUGGAUGUCAAAGUCCUGACGAUGGUUAAAACCUCAGAGCUGUUUGAAAGAUGGCGAAACCUACAAAUCUGCAAGUGGGAGCAAAACAAAGAGGAGGCCAGCAACUUUAAGAUGUCUCUGUCCCGCUGCUGUAACGCUCCAUCCUUUUUGUUCACCACCAAGAGAAACACUCCUUCAGGCUCUAAGCUAAGGUAUGAGGUGGACACCAGCGGCAUCCUUCCCAUUACCACGGAGAUUUUCAAGAUGUUCCCAGAUGAUAUGCCAUUUUCCAAAUCCCAGUUCAAAAAAUGUGCUGUCAUUGGAAAUGGUGGCAUCAUCAAGAACAGCAAAUGCGGAAAGGAAAUCGAUUCAGCCGAUUUUGUUUUCAGAUGCAAUGUUCCCCCCAUCAAUGAGAAAUACUCAGCAGACGUGGGCACCAAGACAGACCUGGUGACCAUAAAUCCAAGUAUUAUUACAGAGAGAUUUCAGAAGCUGGAGAAAUGGCGGCGGCCAUUUUACGAAGUCCUCCAGAACUACGAGAACUCAUCAGUGGUGUUACCUGCCUUUUACAACACCCGCAACACUGACGUGUCUUUCCGAGUCAAGUACAUGCUGGACGAUUUCGACUCCCAGAGAGGCGUGUUCUUCUUCCACCCGCAGUAUCUCCUGAGCGUGCAGCGUUUCUGGGCGGUGCAGGGCGUCCGGGCCAAGCGCCUGAGCAGCGGCCUGAUGCUCGUGACGGCCGCCAUGGAGCUCUGCGAGGAGGUGCACCUCUACGGUUUCUGGGCGUUCCCCAUGAAUCCAGCCGGCAUCUUUAUUACUCACCACUACUACGACAACGUGAAGCCACGGCCAGGCUUCCACGCUAUGCCUCAUGAAAUUUUUAACUUCAUCCACAUGCACACGCGAGGGAUCAUCCAUGUACAUACGGGGCGCUGCACAUGAUCUUUUUUUUCUUUUCUUUCUGGUUUUUAAAUUAAUGUGUUUUGUUUUUGUUAGGAUUAUGCACUUGGCAAUUGGAGUGCACACUUAUUUGCUCCGAUUAGUUCAACGGUGUGGUGAAGAUUUGCUCGCUAGAACACGUUUCUCUUUUUAAAGAGCCUCUGCAGCUGUCAUGUCACUGUGGCGAUCUCCGAGUCUCUGUCCAUAGGAUGCUCAUGUUCAAUAUAAAAAGUGAUCUUCAUAAUA
Messenger RNA from Poecilia latipinna (sailfin molly), 2288 nucleotides. RefSeq names its product ST8 alpha-N-acetyl-neuraminide alpha-2,8-sialyltransferase 5 (gene st8sia5). Gene Ontology annotation, biological process: N-glycan processing; oligosaccharide metabolic process. Bases 702 to 2045 code for a protein of 447 amino acids. The transcript has 9 exons. Gene Ontology annotation, molecular function: alpha-N-acetylneuraminate alpha-2,8-sialyltransferase activity. The record is from RefSeq and is a predicted model, not a curated record. NCBI's taxonomy places the organism in Eukaryota, Metazoa, Chordata, Actinopteri, Cyprinodontiformes, Poeciliidae.